Molecule: messenger RNA, 3338 nt
Organism: Pimephales promelas (fathead minnow)
Lineage: Eukaryota; Metazoa; Chordata; Actinopteri; Cypriniformes; Leuciscidae
Gene: bbox1
Product: gamma-butyrobetaine hydroxylase 1
Biological process (GO): carnitine biosynthetic process
Cellular component (GO): mitochondrion
Molecular function (GO): gamma-butyrobetaine dioxygenase activity; iron ion binding
Source: RefSeq, a predicted model, not a curated record
AGUGUGUGUGUGCUGCUGCAGCAGCAGCAGCAGCAGCGCUAUAGUGCAUGUGAACCUUCACCCACUUCCAGCACAUUGGGUUCUCACGCUUCUCAGCACUAUAUAAGGCUGCAAUAACCGCGGCUACAUAACCCACGUCUUCACGACUAGCAGCAGCAACUCACGGAUCAGGAUGUUGUCCUCUCUUACCCGCUGGUUGUCCAGAAGUGCUUUCCAGGCUCUUAAAGGGACACACAGUCGUCCUCAACUGAUCAAGAUGCCUCAUAUUGGGAAUCAGACAUUGGCGGCGGCUCCUCUGCCCUUAACUGGGGGGAGUCUCGGAGUGAGGCAGGCCCGGGCACUGGAUCAGGAGAGAAUACUCCAGAUUGAUUGGGAUGAUGGGAGUUGUAGUUUGUAUCCGUUCACCUGGCUGAGGGACAACUGCCAAUGCCCUCUCUGCACGCUGCAGUCAGCGCAAGCACGCAGGCUGCUGAUGUCAGAUCUGGACGUGCACACCGGAAUGAACCAAGUACAGCUGAUGGACAAUAAGGUGUCCAUAACUUGGCCUGAUCAGCACAGUAGUGAGUUUGAUCCUGACUGGCUGAAGAAACGGUGUUUUUCCUCUGAGGCAAGACAGACUCUGCAAGAGGAGCUCUUCCUUAAUGAGCGUGAGUACUGGGAUUCUGGUCUGCAGAUCCCCACAGCAGACUUCCAGGAGGUUCUACAUGAUGACAAGGCUGCUCUGGCCUGGCUUGAGGCUCUGCGACGCAUUGGCAUCGUCUACCUGAGGGGGGCUCCAGUGGAGAAGGGCCAAGUGGCCAGACUGAGCCAGAGAAUCGGCUAUCUACGCCUCACCUUUUACGGACACACGUGGCAAGUGCAGGACAAGCCCAAGGCUAACAAUGUUGCGUACACUUCUGGAGAGCUGAGUCUGCACACAGAUUACCCUGCUCUGCACCAUCCACCUGGGGUGCAGUUCCUGCAUUGCGUCUGUCAGGCUGAAGAGGGUGGUGAGAGUGAAGUGGUUGAUGGGUUUCACAUGGCGGAGCAACUCCGGAGAGAAGAUCCUGAAGCGUUUAACAUCCUCUCCUCUCUCAGGGUCGAUUUCACAGACAGCGGAUCUGACUACUGUGACUUCAGCGUGCAGUCCAAAAACCACAUUAUAGAUGUGGACUCUGAUGGUCGGGUUGUGAGGAUCAACUAUAACAACGCCACAAGAGACUCUGUGCUGGAUCUGCCUCUGCAUCAGGUUCAGCUUUUCUACUCGUCUCUAAAGGCCUUUGUGGAGCUGCUCAGCAGGCCUGAGAAUGUGUUCACAUACAGAAUGGAACCAGGUGACUUGGUGACCUUUGAUAACUGGCGUCUGCUGCAUGGCCGAAAGAGCUACCUGUCACGAGGGCAGAACUCAAGACAUCUAGAAGGAGCAUAUCUGGACUGGGAUGAGGUCAUGUCCCGUCUCAGGGUCCUCCGGAAGACUGUCCGUGGAGAAAGCUAGACAUCUCUUUCAUUAGUAACUUUAAAAACAACUCGAGAAAGCUUUAAAAAAGUUUUGGAUCCCUAGGGAUAUUUUCUGUUCAUUUAAGUUUUGCCAAGUAGGCUUCUGUAGUUGAUAUUGUGGCCUUUUACUGAGGGGCUCUUUGAGUCUCCAGCACUUUCUUGCGUAUACAGUACAUCUUGCACAUACAGUGCUUGGAAAGGACAGACUUGUGCUUGACUUGUAAUUUUUUUGAUAAGGGACAAAUUUUUCCAGAGGUCUUAUUAAGAAUCGUAUUAAAUUAAUGAUCACAAGAGUCAGUGAAGUUUUGUUAAGAACUAAAUAUCUCGCUUCUCUGUGGACAACUGCCUGAAGUAUCGUAUUAGAUACUGGGUUUAUUCCAAUCCACCAAUGUUUUUGUCAUUCAUAUGGUCCAUGCUAUAAAAAGUGACAACUCGAAGUACGAGAUGGCAUCAACAGAGCUAAAAAAGAAAGUUUUAUCCAAUCUCUGAUUAUGUCUUACAUUUUGUCUUAUCGUUCUAAUGGUAAAGACUAUCAUACCGUCAUGAUUUAUGGCACUGUUUAAAUGCAGUCAUUUUAAUAUAUAUUGAUUUUUACCAAUAUUGUUUAUAUUCUGCUUGUUUUGCACUUAAUUUUACUGUAGAUUAUUGAACCAUUUUUAUUUCUUGUAUUAUAUUGUAAAUUGAACAACGAUGGGCCAUUGACCUUUGAGAAAAAUGUUUUCAAGUGGCACAAAAAUAUUUACAAGCUGAUGUCUAAAACAAAGUAUCUCUGUUUUGAUAUAUGGAUAUCGGAUAGUUUAUUCAAAUAUGAUCAGUACUUGUGUAUACUGAUUGCCAUGUGCAGUAGACAUUAAGCUAUUUUGAUACUUGAAAAUCCUCAAAUAUUACGUUUUUAAAGAAAACUGGCCAGUGUGUAAAUGCAGCAACAAUGCAAAUAUAACUCAUGCAGCUAUUAGUUUAUAAAACUGUUGGAGCUGACGUGUUACAUGUAUUGUUUUGGCAAAUCUUUAUUAUAUUUUUUUUUUCCAAAAUGACAAUAAAAUACAUUUAUAAUAUACCUAUACAUAAGGCAUUCAUGUACUUAUACAAAUACUGUGGCUAUAAAUCUUCUGAUUAUACCAGAGGUCAGUUUUUGGAUGUUGCUAAUCAAGAGGUUUUUGAUAAAAAAAAUAAAAUAAAAAAAUAACAUUUGAAAAUGAACUCUAAAAUGUAAAACAGUGAUUCAGUUAUGAUUCUAUCAGUAUUUAUUUAUAACAUUACAUUUGUGUUUUGAUGUUGAUUUUUUUAGUUAAAUUGAAGGAUUUGACAUUAAUUGAAAUUUAAAUGCUCCUGAAAAUCAAUUCUAGGAGGCAAAUAUCCAUUAAUAUAUAUAUACAUAAAAAGUGAGUAUGUGAUACUGUUGAAAGCUUGUAUAAUAAACUGUAAUUCUCACAGUAAAAUGACCUUCAGUCACAGAUUUGGGUUGGACAUCUUUUAUUUUCAUAUUGCGAAAGCUGUACAGGUUCUAUAAAUAUUUUUAAAUGCUGAAAUAUUUACAUCCAUGUCUCUAUUCAUUCCUUUCCCUCUGAUUCUAAACAAUACAGACUAAAAUGAAAGCCCAAAUAAUGUGCAAUUGUAGAUCUCACUCACACUUUCAAACAACAGACCUGAUACACUGUCCACCUCAAAACAUCUGUUUUGGAGACUUGGACUCUGGGAAAUCAGUUUUGUGCUAUUUACAUCUCUAAAUCAUUAAUGAGUGGGCUUUUCAAUUGCAUUUACAGUCUGCAUUCAACAACGGAACUGAAUGGAGUCACAAAACAACAGCUUUUUUGUGCACAUUCAUACACGUGAAUGAUUAAAAAUGUGAGCAAAACAUAAAA